CGGUCCUGGAGAGGCUGUGGUUACUUCCGGAUAUAUUGGAGCCGGAUCUGGCAGUCCAAUACCGAUCGAGUAUCUUCCGGCCGAGAAUUCAAUGAGCAACAAAGUACGGCUUAUGAUUCUCUACCAAGGACGACCCACGACGACGAUCGCCGUUGGCGAUCCGCUAACCUUCCGACUAGAGUCGCAAGAUGGCUACAGCCAUGCGACAGAUAUCUUUGCUACGAACGUUGUCGCUCGCGAUCCCUACUCGGGAAGAAGUGUUCAGUUGAUCGAUAAUUACGGGUGUCCGGUGGACAAUUUGGUUUUCCCAGAACUGGGAAGAUCGCGUGACAAUGACGCACUAGAGGCCAGGUUUAAUGCCUUCAAAAUACCGGAAUCAAACUUUUUGGUAUUUGAAGCAACCGUGCGAACUUGUCGUGGAGGUUGCCAGCCGGCUUACUGCCCAGGACCGAGCGGACGCUCGGAACCAUCGUUCGGAAGGCGGAAACGAUCUGUUUCUGAAGAGUCUACCGAGUUCGAUGGAACUGCAGAACCUUUGGUUGGAGAUAGCAUAGAAAAUGAUGAUGAAGUUGCUAUUGUCAAUGGUACUCUUAUGAACGAUAACAGGACUGAUAAAAAUAGCACAAACGCAGGAGACGAGACUAGCGCGAACGAUCUUGAUUCCAACGGCAAUGAGAUGCCGGAACAUGUACGGGAAAUGAUUGAGGUAUUCCAGUCACGCGAAGAAAUGCAGCAGGAUACAGUGGCUAGGAAGAUGGUAGCCCCACAGGAAGCCGUCUGUCUGACCAACUCGGAAUAUUACGGCCUGCUGAGCGCGCUUAUUCUGCUUAUGAUUCUGUUAGUUAGUAUCACAUUCGCAUCGGGGCUGGCCUAUCGACGCUACUGGAAAAUAUUUUUGAAAAAUCGAUCGCUAGAUCGAACAUCCCCAGUUAAUUCAUUCACACCUUCGGCUUUGCACAACGUUUCCGGGAGUCAGUUCCACGCAUCGGGUAGAGGUAAUUCAACCUCUUCACGAUGCGAUGCUCGGACGCCCGGAUUAUCCCUCUUUGGCACCGGACUGCAGAAAACCUUCGCCACGGGCAACUUAUCUCGGAUGUGUCAAAUUCCUGUGAUGAAUCCAAUGUCGAGAUCGAAUGGCUCCAAAAAUGAAUUUGAUGACCCCAGCGAACCGAUUUACACUGACCCGUCCCUCUUCGAACGCUCCAGAUCACUGCGCAGCAUCGCUGUUGACCAAACAGACGCCCACAAUGUUUGAAAAUGAAAUGGAAAAAAUAUCUAGUGAUGUAAACAAAAAAAAACAGUAAUGACGAUGUCUCUGAUGAUAGUUUCUAGGCUAAUAUUUUAGAAGAAUAAACAGCAACAAUAAAACAUUAAUAAGACAAGUGAGAGGGGGCUCAUACAUAGAAAAACUGUGAUGGCUACGAUAAUAGCAAGGGACCAAAGAAAUUGGUUGAAUUGAAAAAUUUGCUCUGCCCAAUUUGUGAAUACACUUUCCGAUCGCCCCCAUGAAGGGCGAAAGGUCAAUUUUGAAACAGUUAGAAACCAAAGACAAGACAAGUUUGGUUUGACAUCUCUGGCGUGUGUGUGUCUGUACAAUCGUCGAAUCUCUUCUUAAUUUAUUCGCUAAAGUUUAAGUAAUUAGGGCGCAUCUAGUGGUAAGAUAAUCAUUUAGAGUUAUAAUGCUGAACAAUUUACACUAUGAGACCAUAACGUACGAAUCUAAUCUAAACAGUUAGCAGUAAUAGUAAUAUUUUUCGCCCGAUACACGGCUGAGAUAGAUGAGUGUUGAAGAAUAUAUUACUCGUAAGACAAUUAUAUCUAAUCAAAUUGAAUUUUUCCCAUAAGCGAUGGCAAUCACACGAUGCUUACUGUCGCGUGUCUGGGUGAUUAGGACUACUCUAAAAUAA
Molecule: messenger RNA, 1907 nt
Organism: Toxorhynchites rutilus septentrionalis
Lineage: Eukaryota; Metazoa; Arthropoda; Insecta; Diptera; Culicidae
Exons: 7
Coding region: 92-1255 (387 amino acids)
Source: RefSeq, a predicted model, not a curated record